Saccharomyces mikatae IFO 1815 is the source of this 1218-nucleotide messenger RNA. It is a transcript of the gene ANY1, whose product is annotated as Any1p. Lineage: Eukaryota; Fungi; Ascomycota; Saccharomycetes; Saccharomycetales; Saccharomycetaceae. Gene Ontology annotation, cellular component: endosome; trans-Golgi network. Gene Ontology annotation, biological process: retrograde transport, endosome to Golgi; phospholipid translocation. The record is from RefSeq and is a predicted model, not a curated record. The transcript has a single exon. Bases 1 to 1218 code for a protein of 405 amino acids.
AUGUCAAUCACGACAACGGCAGGUGCUACUUUGAUAGGGAACGUUCCAGCCGCUACUUCUAAAGUUGCGACAUAUGAUAUGAGUGAUACCAUAUACUCGUACCUACCCAAAGUUGAUCAAUUUUAUAUUCCUGAAUGGCUUACAAUGCAAUUUAUCGCCAACAAUCUGAUCAGUUUCACCCCCCUAUUCUCUUAUGGUACCACGAUCAUUAGCAUCGAGAAAUGUAAGACUGCUUUGGGGUUUUCCAUAGAUAUAUGUGCCACAAUGUUGAUCGCUAGUAUUUUAAGGAUAUCUUAUUACCUCAUUACACCAUACGAAAUUACUUUGCUGAGACAGUCAUUGGUGAUGAUUUUUAUUCAACUGAUCUUGCUAAGAACAAGUUUAAAGUAUAGACCUGAUGAAUACAAGUACCAAAAUCUAACCGAUGUAGAGUCACUGUCACAUUUGAUUCACGACAUAUGGUUCGAGUUUUUUAGUUGCAUUAAUAGACCGAAAUUUCUAAGUGAAGAUUGGAAGAACUUGAUACGGUCACUAUCUUUCACAAACCUGUUGAAAUUUUCAUUCAAAAUUUUCUUGGCAUUCUUUUACAAAAUUUUAAAAUUCUUUGACCCUAAUUUUAAAAGAAUUGGAGCAUUUUGGCAGUGGGAUAACGAUAAAAACUUCUGGAGAUUCUUAGCCCUUUUUGCAACUGUCCAAUUACUAGUCACUUUUUUCAUUUCUAACAUCUUAAAUUGGGAUUCACUAGCACAAGGACUAGGUUCUAUCAUAGGAUCGUUGGGUUUAUUGGUAGAGUCCCUUUUACCAUUACCACAAAUUGCUAUUCUUUACAAAUUGAAAUCGGUCCAAGGUUUCAAAUUAAUUCUGUUAGUAAGCUGGCUUUGUGGCGAUACGUUGAAAAUCACGUACCUGAUAUUUGGCGCAAAAAAUAUAUCUGCCUUAUUUGUCAUUUUUGCAUUAUUCCAGAUGUCAUUAGAUUUUUACAUUGGUGGUCAAUACAUUUAUUAUAGAUACUACUAUCCAAAGCUAAGGCAUCAACACCAUCCCAAUGACAGUAAUGCGCCCUCGGAUGAAGAUGAGAGCGAAAUGUACGAGUUGGAUCUUUUUAAUACCUUACAAAAAGAUGUCGAAAAGGCCUUAAAACACGAUAGUAAUAAUACGUCAGAUUCACCUCAAAAUGAUCAAGUCGGUAAAUCUCAGGAACACGCGGUAACAGUAUAA